GUGGCACCUCCCGAUGUCGCAGCUUCCGCCUGCGCCGGUCGCGGACUCCGCCGUGGCUGCCCUUGGUCGUCGGGUUGUGGUGGGCACUCGGGCCGGGUCGGGCUGCAGUCAUGGUGAAUUUCCUUCAGCUUGUACGUGACCAUUGGGUUCAUAUAUUGGUCCCUUCAGGAUUUUUACUUGGAUGUUAUCUAGACAAAAGGAAUGACGAAAAGCUAAGUGCCUUCCGGAACAAGAGUAUGUUAUAUGGAAGGGAAUUGAGGCCUAAUGAAGAAGUCACUUGGAAGUAAAGACUGGCUUAUCACAGAAUGUUCACAUUUCUAAAAAUGGGAGAAAUAAAAGCAUUUAUUUAAUUUGAAGAAUGUGAA
This is a messenger RNA of Perognathus longimembris pacificus (Pacific pocket mouse), 365 nucleotides long. It is a transcript of the gene Ndufb1, whose product is annotated as NADH:ubiquinone oxidoreductase subunit B1. Bases 111 to 287 code for a protein of 58 amino acids. NCBI's taxonomy places the organism in Eukaryota, Metazoa, Chordata, Mammalia, Rodentia, Heteromyidae. The transcript is spliced from 3 exons. The record is from RefSeq and is a predicted model, not a curated record. Gene Ontology annotation, cellular component: mitochondrion.